AUCCCGAAAUGAUCAUGAAACUUGUCACCUUUGUUCAUCAGACUGUUAAAUCUGUUCUUAUUGCUCGGGAAAACAAACAAGAUACACGAAUUGCAAUUAAAGAAUGUGAUAAAUACACACUUGAUUUAAAAAUUCCAACAAAGCUUG
Molecule: messenger RNA, 147 nt
Organism: Racocetra fulgida
Lineage: Eukaryota; Fungi; Glomeromycota; Glomeromycetes; Diversisporales; Gigasporaceae
Source: the annotation of a GenBank genome assembly